Thermothelomyces thermophilus ATCC 42464 is the source of this 945-nucleotide messenger RNA. RefSeq lists its product as uncharacterized. The coding region runs from base 1 to 945 and encodes 314 amino acids. The transcript has 3 exons. The record is from RefSeq and is a predicted model, not a curated record. NCBI's taxonomy places the organism in Eukaryota, Fungi, Ascomycota, Sordariomycetes, Sordariales, Chaetomiaceae.
AUGGACACUUCGUCGCUGUUGGCCUCGCCGACGUCCCCGGCGGCGUCGGGGCUCCAGAUCUUUGCCCUCUCCGUCAACUUCGCUCUCCCUGCCCUGGCGCUGCUUGCCGUCUCUGUGCGCGUGGCGGGCCGGCUGGCGGCGCAGCUUUUUGGGAUAGAUGACUGGCUUGUGUGCAUAGCCAUGCUUCUGUCGUUAGCUCAGACCGUUAUCAGCUUCUUCUUCAUCAAGACGAAUUUCAUCGGCAUAGAGCCAGAGGAGGUGCCACCGCAUGAUCCCACUCAGGGACUGAUAUGGGCAUACGCUGUCCAGGUUCUGUACAACCCGAUCCUGGCGUUGGUCAAGUCGUCCGUCCUCAUCUUCCUCAUCCGAUUGUUCGGGCAGAGAAAGUGGGUGCGGCGGUCUCUUGUCUGGCUCAACAUGGUCAACAUCUCGCAGAUGGUCGGCGUCUUCUUUGCUGUCAUCUUGCAAUGCACUCCUAUCUCAUUUAACUGGGACCUCACCGUCAGGGGUGGUUACUGCGUCGACCGCCGAGUUUUGUACAUCUUCACGGCCGCUUUCAACAUUGUCACGGACAUGUUGAUGCUUGGCUUGCCCCUACGGGUGCUCUCCUCGCUCAAAAUACCGAAGCGCGCAAAGACCGCGCUCCUGGUAGUCUUUCUCCUUGGAUUCCUGGUAACCAUUACCUCCAUCAUCCGCCUAUUGCUCAUCGUCCAGGGCAUAUUUAACACCCCAGUCUUUCCAAUUUCGGACUCCAACGUUGGCUUCGUCUCGUCAGCCAUCGAGACCAACCUCGCGCUCAUCACCGCGUCGGCACCCGCGCUCCGCCCCAUCUUCCGCUCGCGCAACCACGGCGGCUGGUUUGCACGCAGCGUCAUGGCCACCGCCGGAGCACCGGGCGGUAACAACAGCAGCAAAAGCACCAUCGCCACCAUCACCGUGGUCUGA